Closterium sp. NIES-65 is the source of this 1066-nucleotide messenger RNA. The record is from the annotation of a GenBank genome assembly. Lineage: Eukaryota; Viridiplantae; Streptophyta; Zygnematophyceae; Desmidiales; Closteriaceae.
GAAUCUCUUCAAUAAUUCUCUCACGGGCUCCAUUCCCGACAGCAUCUAUGCGCUCACGAACCUCCAAUACCUGGAUUUUGGCAGUAACAGUCUUGCGGGCUCCAUUCCCGACAGCAUCUCGGCUCUCACGGCACUCUCACACCUGGGUCUCAACUCCAACUCUCUCAACGGCUCCAUUCCCUACUACAUCUUCAACUGGCUCGAUGCACUCACAUACCUGAAUAUUGGCUUUAACUCUCUUGAGGGACCCAUUCCCAACUCCAUCUCUGCGCUCACGGCACUCAAAGCACUGUUUCUCCGCUCUAGCUCUCUCAGUGACUCAAUUCCCAACAGCAUCUCCGCUCUCACCGCGCUCAAAUUCCUUGAUCUCAGCUCCAACUCCCUCGUGGGCUCCAUUCCCGACAGCAUCUCUGCGCUCACGGCACUUGCAUCUCUGGAUCUGAGCUCUAACUCCCUCACCGGCUCCAUUCCCAACAGCAUCUCCGAACUCUUAUAUCUCGGGGCACUGGAUGUGCACCAAAAUGAAUUUUCCGGGAUCAUUCCAGCCACACUUGGGAGUCUUGCUCAAUUGGACUACCUCAACACAUCUGGCACCAGCCUCACUUGUCCUGCUGCUGACAGCACCACCUGCGCCCAAACCUUAUCGCCAAAGGCGGCCUUCUGCCAAGAUUGUGGCACCACCUGUUCUGCAUGCCAGCAAGAAACAGCAGCAGCACCACCAGCAGCACCAGCAGCAGCAUCUGGAGGUGGAGGGGGUGUAUCAGUGGGAGGCAUCAUUGGCAUUGCUGUUGCUGCUGUGGUCGUUCUCCUCCUGCUUCUGGCUGCCAUGUUGCUCUGCUUCAGGCACCAGAAGCGGCAAAGCUCAAAAUGGGCCAGCCUGGCAGCCUCGCACUGCACGGAGUUCUCGCUAGCGGAGGUCCUCAAGGCCACCAACGACUGGUCCCAGGACAACCUGCUUGGCUCGGGUGCCUUUGGUGAUGUCUACAAGGGCGUCUCUCCCCGCGAUGCCACCACACCCUGGGCUGUGAAGCGCGCCAAGCUCAUGGGCGCGGAAUUCCAGAGGGAG